AUGGACUCCGAUUCAGACUCCGACGGCUCUCACAUCUCCGCCACUCCUCCCCGAGACCCAUUUCCUCCACCACCGCCACAAAAACAGCUUCCUCCAAGGCCUCAGCAGCCACCGCCGCCACGACAAGUACCGCCAGUUUCCCGUAAACCUCCGUCUUCUUCUUCCUCUUCUCGCUCAAAGCCCAAAUCACCUACAAAUCUACAGCCUCCGAAUAAUCAUCACUCAGAAGAAGCUCAAGUCCCAUCUCCCUCUCCUCCUCCACCCUCGUUAUUCACCGAUCUCCCCUUCCGAAUCUGCGAACCCUCCAAUCCCACUAGAUCUUCUUCCUCCUUCUACAGACUCCCCAGAGCUUCCCCCGCACCUGAAGAUACAUCGAAAUCGGAUCCCCAAUCGAUUGAAAUCAAUCACGUUCUCCCAGACCUCCUCCCUCACGUACCAACCGCCCCUCCAAAACUCGUUAAGAGAAAGCCUCCUAACCUCAUAACAGAUUCCGUAACUUCUCAACCAGCGAAACCUCCCGUGGUGUUUCGCACCGGCGGCGAGGGUAAUUUCGUCAAACUGAAUUUAAACGGGAAGAGAGCGAAGAAGUUCCCAAGCAAAUACAAAAGCACUUCCAAAUCCAGAACCAAAUUCUCCUACAGAGGGAAGAAAUUCAAAAAGGACGAUGGCGAAGAAGUUGAAAAUUGGUUACAGAGAGAUGAACAAGAAGAAGAAGAUAACGGUUUUAUCAGUUCAGUAGAGGAGGCGGUUAUGGCGGUUAAGAGUGAUGCAUGUGAUGAGAAUCUGACGAAGCUGUUGAGUUUAGUGUAUGGUUAUGAUUCUUUUAGGGAUGGGCAGUUGGAGGCUAUUAAGAUGGUACUUGCUCGGAGUUCGACGAUGCUUGUGUUGCCUACUGGUGCUGGGAAGUCUCUUUGUUACCAGAUUCCGGCGAUGAUUCUUCCCGGGAUCACGCUUGUGGUGAGUCCCUUGGUUUCGUUGAUGAUUGAUCAGUUGAAGCAUUUGCCUUCGGUUAUUAAAGGUGGUCUCUUGAGCAGUAGCCAGAGACCUGAGGAAGCAACGGAAACGUUGCGGAAACUUAAAGAAGGCAUCCUAAAGGUUCUCUUUGUGUCUCCCGAGAGACUUCUGAAUGUAGAAUUUUUGUCAAUGUUCCGCUUGUCUUUAUCGGUGUCACUUGUCGUUGUGGAUGAGGCACACUGUGUAUCAGAAUGGUCUCAUAACUUCCGCCCUUCAUACAUGAGGCUCAAGGCAUCGAUGCUGUAUUCUGCACUCAAGGCAGAUUGCAUUCUCGCUAUGACUGCAACUGCCACAACUAUGACUCUUCAGGCUGUCAUGUCUGCAUUAGAGAUACCGUCUACCAAUCUUAUUCAAAAGUCACAACUCAGAGACAAUUUUGAGCUGUCUGUCUCUUUGAGCGGAGCUAACAGACUGAAAGAUCUAUUGAUUUUGAUGGAGUCUCAACCAUACAAGAAGAUUCGGAGCAUCAUUGUCUACUGCAAGUUUCAGUAUGAGACUGACAUGAUAAGCAAGUAUUUACGCGAUAACAACAUCACUGCAAAGGGCUAUCACAGUGGUCUUCCAGCGAAAGACCGUGUUCGCAUACAAGAGUCAUUUUGUGCCAAUAAGAUAAGAGUGGUUGUUGCAACUGUGGCAUUCGGCAUGGGACUUGACAAGGGAGAUGUUGGAGCUGUAAUCCACUUCAGCGUGCCAGGCAGUUUGGAAGAAUACGUUCAGGAAAUUGGACGUGCUGGUCGUGACGGGCGGUUGUCUUAUUGUCAUCUCUUUUACGAUGAGGACACAUAUCUAAAGCUUCGGAGUCUUUCACACAGUGAUGGUGUCGAUGAAUAUGCAGUUGGAAAGUUUCUCACCCAUGUUUUCUCAUCUGACACAAAGCAACAUGAGAAGAUAUGCUCCAUAGUCAUUGAAUCUGCCUCUCAAAAAUUUGACAUGAAGGAAGAGGUCAUGCAAACGAUUUUGACACAUUUAGAGUUGGGGGAAGUGCAAUACUUACGUAUGCUUCCACAGGUUAACGUAUGUUGCACUUUGAAUUUCCACAAGUCUUCUCCAGAUACUCUGGCCGCACGUAACAUCAUAGUUGCAGCAAUUCUGAAGAAGUCUCACGUGAAGCAAGGGUUAUAUGUCUUCGAUAUGCCAACCGUGGCCUCAAGCACAGGUGUUGCAACCACGGAUGUCUUGGCUGAGAUUCAAACUCUGAAGAUGAAGGGGGAAGUAACAUACGAGACGAAGGACCCCGCCUUUUGUUACGCAAUCUUAGAAUCUCCAAAGGAAAUAUCUUCGUUGUCCAGCCACCUUACCAAAUGGCUCGCAGAGGUUGAAUCUUGCAAAGUAAGGAAACUAGAUAUUAUGUCAAGUGCAGCCGUGGCUGCUAUAAAUGUCUCCAACACUUCAGAAACUAGUUCGAGUGCCAAGCAAACUCUGAGCCUGCAAAGCAGAAUUUUGGAUUACUUCAAUGGAGACGAAAGUUGUGACAUUCCGAGCAAGACAACUCAAAAUUGCUCCUUCCUACGAGCAGACAUAAAGGUGUUCUUGCAGAGUAAUCGUCAGGCCAAGUUCACGCCAAGAGCCAUAGCGAGGAUAAUGCACGGAGUUGGAAGUCCAGCUUUUCCAAAUUCAGUCUGGUCCAAGACUCAUUUCUGGGGAAGGUAUAUGAGUGUGGACUUCCGAGUGAUAAUGGAAGCGGCACAAACAGAGCUAAUGAAUUAUGUUGAUAGAAAUGCGGCUCUAGCUACAUAGAGUGAGAGUUGAACAUUUACACACCUUACGUCAAUAGAACGUUCUGAGUUAUGCAUUGUUUAUUAUUUACAGUGUUUAGGUCUACACACCUUAAAGAUUUGCUUAGAGUCUUAGUGACUUACAGUUGUGCAUUGUCAACGAGGUUAGGAGUUAGUAAAAGAUCUUUUGCGAACUACAUUGAAGAUAAAG
Eruca vesicaria subsp. sativa (arugula) is the source of this 2940-nucleotide messenger RNA. Lineage: Eukaryota; Viridiplantae; Streptophyta; Magnoliopsida; Brassicales; Brassicaceae. The record is from the annotation of a GenBank genome assembly.